Penicillium hordei is the source of this 189-nucleotide messenger RNA. RefSeq lists its product as uncharacterized. The annotation marks the transcript as partial. The record is from RefSeq and is a predicted model, not a curated record. The transcript is spliced from 4 exons. Lineage: Eukaryota; Fungi; Ascomycota; Eurotiomycetes; Eurotiales; Aspergillaceae.
CCUUCGGAGGAUAAGAUCCUUAAGUAUAAUAUAGACAAUUUUAAAGGCUAUACUAGGGGAGCGGAUUCUUUCGGAAAGACCUUACUAUACGCUAAAUAUUACUAUUCGGGCGUAUUAAAGAUAGGCUUUAUAUUAUAUCUCUACCGUUACUACUUAAGGUAUUAUAAAUCUACCUACGGAUUUAUAUAA